UUAUUAGGGGCAAUGAUCUUCGGGACUCAUGCCGGAUCGCCAUAUUUAUAGGUGGCAACCUGCAGUGGAACGCAAGCGCAGCCUUUCUUGCUUGGGAGGGGAGGAUUAAUACAAGCGAAAUGUUUGUUAUUGUUUUUCUGGACUUCUUUCUCAGACUGUGAGACGCGGCGUGUAUUUCCUCGGAAGGACUUUUGACGGUGGCGGAGUACUGGUUUCAGGCAGUAUAAUUGCUGCAGUUACACGAGAAAUGCUGAAAACGCGUUCAGAGCUUCAUGUUCAAAAACAAAGUUGCUGGAAAAGCUCAGAUAUUAAUUAAAAAUAAUUUGCAGACCAGGAUCACAAAGCAAGUUCUCCAUUAAGCGGAGUGAUCAGGAUGACCUUUCGUGAUCUAAUCCAGUAACAGUGUGAGCUGCUACAAUGCACGUGCUAGUAAAAGCAUAAGAGGACAGAUGAGAUGACUGCUUGGCUGGAGCUAUAACUUGAUGCCUCAGGAAUCUAAACCUUUUGAGACUGUUUGUUUGUUUCUGGGGAAGGUGGGACAUGCACAAGCUUGAACAAUUGUCCUGGGCAGAGCUGGGACAGAUAUUCCUGAUGCUUUUGCUAGUUCCACUGGUGAGGAUUUAAACUCGUAUGACAGGGGAAUGGGAACCAAAGUAUAGCUUUAGCAGUAAAAGACUCAGAUCAGCAAAUGGGACGUGAAAUUAGUUCAUGAUGUUGUCGGUGACUGAAAGAUUAAAAGAAAGAAGGAUUAAUCAAGAUCAAAUCUCUUUUCAUACAUCAGUCCUGUGAUCCCAGGAAUUGGUCUGGUGAACCUUCUUUAUGAUCAUUCAGUAGCCAGGGCAUCCUUCCUUUGGAAAGGAGAACAAAGGUGCACACUACUCCAGGUGUGGUCUCACCAAGGCCCUAAUAGAAAGACAUCCCUCUUCCUGUACUCGAAUCCUGUCACAAUGAAGGCCAAAAUAUCAUUUGCAUUCUUCACUACUUGCUGCUGCCUGUUUCCUAAAAGAGAAUAGGAGAGAAACACGGAACUAAAUGGGGUCAGACACUAGGGUAAAAUUGAUGAACACACUGUCCCCAUUGUAUCGGUGCUGGCCAUCAAGCACCUAUUUAAGCUAGGCCCGUUUUCUGGCACUCGCUGUGUAACCUACAUUAUGGUGCAAUGGAUGAUCAUCUCAACACUUCUUCAAGAUUGCACUGGUUCCUGUAUCUAUUUCAGAUGCUGCCAGAUCUGCUGUGUAUCUCCAUCUUUUUCUGUUUUUAUUUCAGAUUUCGGGUACUUUGCUGUGUCUUAGUCCUUCAGAAGGAUCAGAGGGUAUGGGGACAAAACAGGAAUUGGAUUCAUUUUCAGAUGUAUAAAAUGCCUGUCCUGCAUGUCUGUCCAAACUCUAUCUCUUUUUGUAGUUUUGGGCAAAUGCUGACUUCCCUGAAGGACAUUUAAUGAACCAGUUCAGUUUUACUGACAAUCCGCAGUGCCCCUCAGUGUUGGAUCCACAAUUGACCAGAUUAAUUUGAGUUUCACAAUCUUUGUGUGUGUUGUUCUGGUUUCUCUCUGUCUACUUUACAUUUUUUUCAGUUUGAAAUUUUGAUUGCAUUCAGAGAAAUCAAACAAAACCACAUCCAGAUCUGACACUCAAUCUGUUUGUCAUAACCUAAUUAGCUCAGGAUUUUGAACAUUGAAGGAAGAAGCACUGUUCACACCAGGGAGAAAUGCGUAUUGUCUGUGUGUCGAAGAGUCUGUGAAGAUACAUCUGAAAUGUCCAAACACCAGCGCAGUCACACUGGGGAGAGACUGUGGAAAUGUGGGGAUUGUGGGAAGGGAUUUAUUUACCCAUCCCAGCUGGAAAUGCACCAACGCAGUCACACUGAGGAGAAACCAUUCAUUUGCUCUGAUUGUGGGCUGGGAUUCACUCAGUCAAACAACCUGCUGAAACACCAACGAGUUCACAGUGGGGAGAGACCGUUUGCCUGCUCUGUGUGUGGGAAAGGAUUUGCGCAGACAUCUCACUUGCUGAAACACCAACAAAUUCACACAGGAGAGAGGCCAUUCACUUCCUCUGUAUGUGGGAAAGAAUUUGCUUUGUCAUCCAGCCUGUUGAUACAUCAGCGAAUUCACAAUGGGGAUAGACUGUUCACCUGCUCUAUUUGUGGGAAAGGAUUCGUUUCGUCAACCAACCUGCUGAGACACCAGCAAGUUCACACCGGAGAGAAAUCAUUCACCUGUUCUGUGUGUGGGAAAGGAUUCACUCAGUCAUCCUCUCUGCUGGAACACCAGCAAGUUCACACUGGGAAAAGACCAUUCAUCUGUUCUGAAUGUGGGAAAGAAUUUACUCGCAAUUCCAAACUAUUGGUACAUCAGCGAGUUCACACUGGAGAGAAACCUUUCACCUGUUCUCAGUGUGGGAAGGGAUUUACUCACUCAUCCAACCUGCUGACACAUCAGCGACUUCAUACUGGAGAGAGACCAUUCACCUGUUCGGAGUGUGGAAAAGCAUUCACUCAGACAGUUCACCAGCUGAUACAUCAGCGAAUUCACACUGGAGAGAAACUGUUCACAUGUUCUGAGUGUGGGAAGGGAUUUGCUCACUCAACCAACCCGCUGAGACACCAGCGAGUUCACUCUGUGGCCAGACCAUUCACUUGUUCUAUGUGUGGAAAGGGAUUCACUCAAUCAUCCAAACUGCUAACACACCAGCAAGUUCACCACAAACACAUUUGAAGGAUUUUGCUCUUAAAUCAAGGAAUGAACUUUGAUCUUUGGGCUGUUUUGUACUGGUGUCAUUCGUCCCUGCUCAAAACUUGAUCUUCUCUUGGGAAAUAAGGUAGGGCAGGUGACUGAGGGGUCAGUGGGAGAAAUAUUUUGGGGCCUAUGAUCAUAGUUGUAUUAGUUUUAAAAUAGUUACGGAGAAGGAUAGACUUGGUCUAAAAGUUAAAGUUUUAAAUGGGACUAAGGCCAAUUUUGACACUAUUAUGCCCCUUAAAAGCACAGUAAGACUGCCUAUGUAUGGGAAUGUGCAAGAUGGGUGAGGUGCAAAACAAGUAUUUUACAUCAGUAUUUACUGUGGAAAGGGAUAUGAAAGCUAGAGAACUUAGAAAUGAAUGUGUAUCUUGAAAAGUUCCAUAUUAUAGAGGAGAUGGUGCUGGAUGCCUUACAGAGCAUAAAGGUGGAUAAAUCCCCAGGAUCUCUUCAGGUGUACUCUCGAACUUUGCGGGAAGCUAGGCUUGCGAUUGGGCCCCUUGCUCAGAUAUUUGCACCAUUGACAGUUAUGGGUGAGCUGUUAGACUGGAGGUUGCCUCAUGUGGUGCCAUUGUUUAAGAAAGGUGGUAACAUAAAACCAGGGAACAAUAAACUCUUGGUGAGCCUGACGUCAGUUGUGGGUAAGUUAUUGGAGGGAAUUCUGAGUGAUAGGAUUUACAUGUAUUUGGAAAGCGUGGACUGAAUGGGGAUAGUCAGCAUGGCUUUGUCCGUAGGAAAUUAUGUCUUACUAACUUGAUUGUAACUUCUUCAAAAAAAAAUUCAAAGAAGAUUGAUGGCAGAACGGUGGAUGUUUUCGAUAUGGAUUUCAGUAAGUAAAAUUCCGCAUGGUACCCGAUUAACAAGGUUAGAUCACAUGGAAUCCAGGGAGAGCUGGCCAUUUGGAAAGGCCUUUGGCCUGCAGUAUGCUGCAAGGAUUGGUACUUAGUAACUAUAACUCCUACAUUCACAUCCAAAUCAUCUUUAUAAAUGGCAGAAAGGAGUGGACCCAGCUCUGAUCCUAGCGGCACACCACUGGUCACACGCCUCCAGUCUACAAAGCAACCCUCCACCAGCACUCUGUCUUCUACCUUCAAGUCAGAUCUGUAUCCAAAUGACUGGUUCUCUCUGUAUUCCAUGUGAUCUAACCUUGCUAAUCAGUCAUGAGGAACCUUGUCAACUGCCUUACUGACAUCCAUAUAGAACGCAUCCACUGCUUUGCCCUAAUCAAUCCUCUUUGUUCCUUCUUCAAAAAAAAAUCAAGUUAGUGAGACAUGAUUUCCUACACACACAGCCAUGUUGACUAUCCCUAAUCAGUCCUUCCCUUUCCAAAUAUUUCAAGUACUAUCCCUCAGGAUUCCCUCCAACGACUUGCCCACCACUAAUAUCAGGCUCACUGGCCUAUAGUUCCCUGGCUUUUCCUUACCACCUUUCUUAAAUAGUGGCACCACAUUAGCCAACUUCUGGUCCCUCACCUGUGGCUAUCGAUGAUACAAAUAUCUCAGCAAGAGGCCCAGCAAUCUCUUGCCCAGCUUUCCUCCAAGUUCUCGGAUACGCCUGAUCAGGUCCCAGGAAUUUAUCCACUUUUAUGCGUGGUAAGCUGUUCAGCAUCACUGCCUCUGAAAUAUGGUUAAUUUUCAAGAUGUUGCUAUUUAUUUCCCCUCAGUCUAUAUCUUCCAUAUCCUUUUCUUUAGUAAAUACUGAUGCAUAAUACUUGUUUUAUUAUAUUCCCCAUUUUUUGCAAUUCCACACAUAGGCGGCAUUGCUGCUUUUUAAGGGGCCCUAUUCUCUCCCUAGUUAUCCUUUUGUUCUUAAUAUAUUUGUAGAAUCCCUCUGGAUUUUCCUUAAUGCUAUUUGCCUAAGCUACCUCAUGUCCCCUUUUUGCCCUCCUAAAUUCCCUCUUAAUUAUACCAUUAGUGAAUCCUUAUAAGAGUAUAAUGACAAUCUCUGCUGUCUAUACCUGACAUGUCCUUCCUUUUUCUUGACCAAAACCUUGAUUUCUCUAGUCAUCCAGAAUUCCCUACACCUACCAGCCUUGUCCUUCACCCAAACAGGAAUAUACUGUCCCUGAACUCUCAUUAUCUUAUUUUUUUAAGGCUUCCCACUUCCGAACCUUUCCGUUUUACCUGCAAAUAUCGGCCCCAAUCAACUUUUGAAAGCUGUUGUGUAAUACCAUUAAAAUUGGCCUUCCUCCAAUAUAGAACUUUAACUUUCAGACCUGGUCUACACUUUUCCAUCACUAUUUUAAAACUAAUAGAAUUAUGGUCACUGGCCCCAAAGCCCUCCCACUGAUACCCUAGUCACCUGUCCUGCUUUAUUUGCCAAGUUUUGCACUUUCUCUAGUCGGUACAUCACAUACUGAAUCAGAACAUUUUCCUGCACACUCUCAGCAAAUUCCUCUCCAUUCAAACCUUUUACACCAUGGAAUUCCCAGUCUGUGUUUGGAAAGUUAAAAUCCAUUCCAUAACCACCCUCUUAUUCUUACAGAUAACUGAGAUCUUCUUUCAAAAUUGUUUGUCACAUUCCUGCUGACUAUUGGGAGGCCUAUAGUAUAAUCCCAACAAGGUGAUCAUCCCUUUCUUAUUUUCAGUUCCACCCAAAUAACUUCCCUGGAUGUGUUCUCAGAUGUAUCCUGCCUAAGUAAAGCCAUAAUGUUACCCUUGCUGAAAAAUGCCACUUUUCACUCCUCUCUUGCUUUGCUUCCCCUCCCGCUUUUGACUUUCUAUCGUUUCUAUAGGAUCUAUAUCUCAGAACAUUAAGCUGGCAGCCCUGUCCAUCCUUGAGCCUUGUCUCUGUAAUUGCAAUGAUAACUCAGUUCCAUGUUUCCAACCUUGCCCUGAGUUCAUCUGCCUGAGCUGUUAGGCCUCUGGCAUUGAAAUAAAUGGUGUUUAAUUUAUUAGUCCUUUUACAUUAAUCUUAAUAACAAUUAUGUAACUGUAGGGUAGGUUUUGAAAAUGAUGACGUUUUAUUGCUGUAUAUCAACACAUUCACACUGGGUAAAGACAAUCCACCUGCACACUGUGAAAAGGGAUUUCCUAGUUCAUUAGGACUGGUUUUCAUAGAAUUCAGAGUAUUCCUACAGUAUGGAAACAGGCCGUUUGGCCCAAGAAUUCCACAGAAAACCUCAGAGCAUCCCACCCAGACACAUCUCCCCGUAGCCCACCUAAUCUACACAUCCCUGAACACUAUGGGCAAUUUAGCUUGGCCAAUCCACCUAACCAACACAUGGGAGGAAACCAGAGCACCCAGAGGAAACCCACGCAGCCACAGGGAGAACAUGCCAACUCCACACACUCAGUUGCCCAAGGGUGGAAUCAAAUCUGUGUCCCUGGCAUUGUGAGGCAGCAGUGCUAACCGCUGAGCCACUGUGGAUAACCACCAAUGAGUUCCCAAGAACCUGUAGGAAUUUUUGUUGUUGCUCGUAUUAUCUGUAUCCAAGUCAUGUUAUCUGGGCUUGUUUCUCAUGAUGUUUGAAAACACCACGUGUCUGG
Stegostoma tigrinum is the source of this 6222-nucleotide messenger RNA. Its product is annotated as zinc finger protein 239-like. The transcript has 3 exons. NCBI's taxonomy places the organism in Eukaryota, Metazoa, Chordata, Chondrichthyes, Orectolobiformes, Stegostomatidae. The coding region runs from base 1754 to 2716 and encodes 320 amino acids. The record is from RefSeq and is a predicted model, not a curated record.